This is a messenger RNA of Prorocentrum cordatum, 1435 nucleotides long. NCBI's taxonomy places the organism in Eukaryota, Dinophyceae, Prorocentrales, Prorocentraceae. The record is from the annotation of a GenBank genome assembly.
AGCCAUUUCGGCUCGAGCACCAGACUGUCACACGGAUAUUGUCAGAGCUUGUGGGCAUGGAGCCAGCCCAUUUGACAUCCCUCAUCCGUACAAAGAAGCCCACAGCCCAGCGACCAGACUCCCACACUGGAGACUUGCUCUUCAUUGGUACUAUGACUUGGUGUGUUGGAGGCAUCAUCACGGUGGCCGCAAUCCUUGCUCGCUUUCUUACUGACAAGGUAAAUGCUGUUGGUCAGCCAUAUGCUUCUGGAUGGGGCUUCAUGCCUCUCACAAUAAGUGAAGGGGUUUGUACCAAUGCAUCGGCAGAAGAGCAGCUUUUCUUUGCAACAAGUCUGAUGGGAUCAAUCCUUACCUUCAUGAGCUGGCACACUUACAAGAUGACUAAUGUGUACACAGGUGAUGAGCGUUGUGCUGUCUUGCGAAUGCGUUGGACCACGAUUCGUCAAUAUCUUGCACCGCUCGGUAUGAUUGUCGCAGGCUGCGUGUCAUACAAGUCAGGCAUCGGGCUCACACCCUCAGAUGCUAUUGCUAAAGUUAUACAUGGUAUUGGAGCCAAUGCAGCAUUCUUCGGGCUCUGGUGUUCAGAGCUCAAGAUAUUGAAUGCAUUUGGGUGGAGCGGUGGAACACCAUCCCUGGUGAUAACAGGAACUGAAAGAAAGAUGCGCGUUGGCUUUGCCCUGGGAUUCAUAGUUUGUUUUACCAUCUUUAGUUGCAGCUAUGCGGCGGCGAGCAUGUACCCAGACGUGAGUUGUCGUGACAAGUACGGCACUAUUGAGAGGUCGCAGACGUACAUUAGCCAGUCCGGAAAUAAAGGGAGCAGUAAGGUCUUCGAGCUUUUUGUCGAGGAUACCGCGUCUGGAAUUGUUCUCUUGCUCAAGACGCUGUGCUUCACUGGAGAGGUGAUGCUCCUGCCGUGCAUCUGCGGAACUCAGUUCACAGUCUGGUACUUUCAUCGCCUGGUUCAACCCGAAGAGCCCGAUGACGAAGCGAGCCUGCCUGAAUCUUCAGAGGUAGAAGGAAACCGUGCCUGAUCAGCAAGCAGACUUGCGCGAGCUGAGCUCAGGCCAUAGAUCCGCAGACACGCUAACGGCGAUGUAGGUAACGGCGAUGUAGGUUUCGAUUCCCAACAUCGCCGUGAACAAACAUCGCCGUCAGCGUGGCCUUGGUUCGGCGGCACCCCAACAUACUAAUAUUAUGUUUGCAUGGUUCUACUAUAUGUUCGGGCCGGACGCGCGCCUCCAAGGAAGACAUGUAGUACUAGUAUGUCUCUGUGCGUCCCAUUGUAGAUGCCGUCAUGCAUGCUGGCUCCCUCUUCUUUCUCCUCCUCUCUCCUUUUCCGGCGCGGCGGGAGUGCCACUGGUGCUGCGCAUGGGACCCAGAGCACAAAAGCUGCCGCGGGCCAACCCCCGAGGGUGGAAGGGAGCGGAGGAGGAGG